Molecule: messenger RNA, 456 nt
Organism: Carassius auratus (goldfish)
Lineage: Eukaryota; Metazoa; Chordata; Actinopteri; Cypriniformes; Cyprinidae
Product: brain-specific angiogenesis inhibitor 1-associated protein 2-like
Exons: 4
Biological process (GO): positive regulation of actin filament polymerization; actin filament bundle assembly; actin crosslink formation
Cellular component (GO): nucleoplasm; cytosol
Source: RefSeq, a predicted model, not a curated record
GAUGUGCUUUUUCAGAUGGCGGAGGUUCACAGACAGAUCCAAAUGCAGCUGGAGGACAUGCUGAAAUCAUUCCACAAUGAACUACUCACAGAACUGGAGAAAAAAGUGGAAUUGGAUGUUCGCUACUUAAAUGCAGCUCUGAAGAAAUACCAGAUGGAACACAGAAGCAAAGGAGAGAGUCUGGAGAAGUGCCAGGCCGAGCUGAAGAAACUGCGCAGGAAGAGUCAGGGCAGCAAGAACCCCUCCAAAUAUGGAGACAAGGAGAUGCAGUACGUCGAGACCAUCACCAGCAAACAAAAUGAGCUGGAUAAAUACAUCUCUGAGAGCUACAAGAAUGCCCUGUCUGAAGAGAGACGGAGGUAUUGCUUCCUUGUUGACCGUCAGUGUGCAGCGGCCAAAACUAGCAACGCCUACUACACCAAGGUGAGAAUUCAUGUCAUGCUGAAGAAAAUUUGG